Molecule: messenger RNA, 1295 nt
Organism: Asterias rubens (European starfish)
Lineage: Eukaryota; Metazoa; Echinodermata; Asteroidea; Forcipulatida; Asteriidae
Product: BTB/POZ domain-containing protein 19-like
Exons: 3
Coding region: 193-1278 (361 amino acids)
Molecular function (GO): protein binding
Source: RefSeq, a predicted model, not a curated record
ACUGUGUGUCUGAAAUUCGGCUAGCAAAUUUUUUGACAAGUCUCUGGUUCCUGCUGAGGGUUGGCGGAAUUUGUAUCCUAAGUUAUUUCUCUUCUACAACCAUUCUGGAGAUGAAUCAGGUUGGGUGACUUUGCUGGUGGCUGAACUUCACAAAAUUCUGUUUUUAAAUCCAAAUGUAGUUUCACAAUCGCAAUGGAUUUAAUAGAUAGUGGAGAUUUUAUUCGUGGAAUGGCAUCACACAUGGCUUUUCUUGCUGCUUUGCAAGAACAUCAAAUAGAAGAUACAGAACAGUUUGAUGACCCAUCUCAAGACCAAGACGAAACUCAACCCAGUGAUCAUCUUCUGCUCAAACUUUCGCCAUUCUUUGACAGCGGCAGUCUAAGUGACAUCACUUUGAUGGUUGGGUCAAGCAUCUUCCAUGCCCAUAAACUGAUCUUAUCUUCAUGGAGUCCAGUAUUCAAGGAGAUGUUACUCAAGAGGUCAAACUCAGACGAGCCACAUGUCUUGGAGGACGAUCAAGAAUAUGAGGUGAUCUUCUCUGACUUUUUAAAGUUCAUGUAUACAGAGACAAUUGAGAUCAGUAAAGAUACUGUCUAUUCCUUUAUCAAGCUUUCUAAGAAGUAUGAAGUCGAUGAGAUUUGUGAGCUGUGUGAGGAAUUUCUUAUAGGAGAGGUUUCCAAUGACACUAUAGCCCUCCAAACACUUACAGAUGCUGAAGAGUUUGGAUUUACCAAGAUGUAUGAUCACUGUUUCAAGUUCCUUGAAACAAACUUUUUUCACCUAUCCGAUUCCUCUUUACAAAAGAUGGGUCCGAGUUUGUUUCUUAAGAUGUUGGAGAGCUCCGACCUGGUUGUGCUAAGUGAAAGGCAUCUUUUCAAUCAAGCUGUUGAUUGGCUUUACACAGGUGGUCAUGACUAUGAUAAGUACACUAAGGAAGUCAUCUCCAAGAUUCACUUUACCCAUAUGUCCUCCUUAGAUCUCUGUUCACUUAAAAGAGGAAUUACAGCUCCCGCUGUUAUGUCUGAUAGGUCACUGCAGAUCCAAAGUUCACUGAAUGAUUCAGGUCUUCAAGAUUCAAUUCAUGACGCUUUUGAGUGGAAAGCUCUUGUAUCUGAGGAAAAAGAAUUAAGUCUUCUUCCAUGUGACACAAAAAGCACCUUAUCUAAAAAACAUUGUGUUGAACCUCGUAUUUGCAUCUCGGGGCCUGUCAGUAGUAACUAUCAGCAUCUGAGUUUGUCAGGAAAAAAAACCCAAAGCGUUGAGUUUACUUGUUACUAGUGUGUCUGCUUAUGACA